This is a messenger RNA of Linum tenue, 762 nucleotides long. NCBI's taxonomy places the organism in Eukaryota, Viridiplantae, Streptophyta, Magnoliopsida, Malpighiales, Linaceae. The record is from the annotation of a GenBank genome assembly.
AUGAGAGAAGGAUCUCUCUGUUCAUGGAUCGCCGCCGUCCAGUUAGCACCGGUUGGUUCGCAGGCCUUCUACACGGUCUGGGUAGAAAAUAUGAGUGCAGGUACCUCUCUGCUUGCCAUCGGGGGCCUCUGCAAAGAAGAAGACCUGAACGAUGAUGGAGGUCACGUAGGAGAGAAGUCCCGUUCACGAAGCGAUGCCCUCAAGACGAUCAAAGGAUCUCUCGAUUCAUGGGUCGCCGGUGCCCAGUUAGCACCAGUUGGUUCGCAGGCCUUCUCCACGAUUUUGAAUUAUCGUUCCUCUGACGCUGAAGUUUUGUUGUGCAAGUGCCUCUCUGUUUGCCAUCGGAGGCCUCUGCCUCAGCUAAGGUUGCUUUGUUUUUAUGGUCAGUUGAAUAGUGGAACUGGUUGCUUGCUGUCAGAGGGAACCAGAGAUUGUGCGUUGGUCGAGGAAAGUGUACCGAAGCCACGCCUACAGGCUACAACUGACCAGUUACUCCACCGGUUCAUGCCUAAGAUAGCAGUGCCCGAGUGGUAUGCUUCCUGUCUAUGCGCCCUGGGGAACUCUGAGCUUGAGCACAAGGAGUACAAGACGAGUAGGGGAUAUGUCGGCUCCAAUUUGCUGUUCAAGGCUCGGGCCUUAGCGGUGAUGGGGGACGGGCAACACUUGUCUGGUGGUAGCGCGAUGACGGCGGUAUUAAGAUGGCAACGCGAGCCUGGAAACAGAGUUGUGAGUGAACCCGACGGGGGUGCUGUGCUUCGAUAG